Drosophila hydei is the source of this 1112-nucleotide messenger RNA. It is a transcript of the gene Df31, whose product is annotated as neuromodulin. The record is from RefSeq and is a predicted model, not a curated record. Bases 275 to 823 code for a protein of 182 amino acids. Lineage: Eukaryota; Metazoa; Arthropoda; Insecta; Diptera; Drosophilidae. The transcript has 3 exons.
UUCGGCGUUUUUCUGCGUAACUGUGUGGACGUUAUUCUGAACGGCAACCAAAAACCCAGCAGGCAUUCAACUUUAUAAGCAGCAGAGCUACCUGAAAAAAGUGGUCAAGCAAGAGUAAUUGCACAAAUUUAUAAAAUUUGCAAAUCUUGUUGAAACUACGUGUUUUGGUUUUAAGUAUUAAAAAAGUCGUGUUUACGUACGCGUGCUACUUGCAAAAACUAAAACUAAACACUUUUCGCGCUUCUCUUUGAAAAGUAAUUCUUUAAAAGUUAAAAUGGCUGAUGUGGCUGAGAAAAAGAACGAUACCCCCGUGGUUGAGAAAGUUGCCGCUGAGGAGGUUGAUGCUGUAAAGAAGGAUGCCGUUGUUGCCGAUGAAGCAGCAGCAGAGACACCGACCACCACAGAGAACGGUGCCGGCGAGGAGUCGAGCAGCAGCGCCGACGGCGCUAAGGAGAAUGGUGCUGAGGCGAGCGCCGAAGCUGCACCCGCUGCCGACGCUGUCGAUGGCGAGAAGACCGAAGCAACCGCCGCAGCACCAGCCGAUGAGAAGAAGGAGGAGGAGGCUGACGAGAAGACAACAGCUGAGGCCAAGCCAAGCAGUGAGGCAGCAGCAGCCGUUGAGAAUGGCGCCGACGAUGCAGAAGCAGCAAACGGUGAUUCAAAAGAUGCGCCCGCCGCUGAAGCUGUAAAGCGAAAGGUCGAUGAGGCCACCGCUAAAGCAGAUGAAGUCGUUGCCACGCCGGAGAAGAAGGCGAAGCUGGACGAAGCCAGCUCAAAGGAUGAAGUUCAAAAUGGUGCCGAAGCCAGCGAGGUAGCUGCCUAAAGUCCUGGCUAACUGCAUCGUAUCGCCCGCUCAGCCAGCAGCACAGUAAUACAUUUAAAUUUACUAACACACAAACAAAUCACACACAAAAUGCGCGCACGCACUCAUGCACAAACACACACACACGCACACAAACACUGACAUUAGUAAGUGUGUGUGUGUGUGGGUGUGCAUGUGUGUGCUGGCGUCUCUAAUAACAAUCCUGUAAAAAGGGAGCGUGUAGUCUUAAAAUGUACCGAUUCUCUCUGACUUUACUAACAAAAAAAAAGAAACAAAACAAAAAAAACAA